AUUCAAAACCUCUGUAUUCUCCGAUCUCCGGCGAGAAGAUAAAUCUGUAUUUCUGAGCUUGGUUCUCUUCGCUGUGACACGUUAAGCAGUCUCUUUAUAAUAAAGGGUUAGUUUCCUCCAAUCUUGCAAUGGGUUCUAGAAGUGAACUUCUCAGCCUCUGUCGUGCCCUGCUUCGAGCGGGACGUCAAUUCCCUCAUUACAACCUUAGGGAGUACACUAAGCGAAGGACCAUGGAUGGCUUCCGCAUGAACAAGAAUCUCACUGACCAAUCCAAGGCGUAUGCUGAAGCUAAGGCACAACUUGUGGUUGUUGAGAGGUCGGUCAAGCUUUACUCCUUAUAUCCUCCUCCCAAGACUAAGAACAUCAUGGUUUGGCGGCGACCACUGACCGUUGCUCUCUUACCUAUCUAGCCUUCAGGUUCCUUCAUUUUUUCUUUCUUUCAAUUUAACCAUGGCAUAUUAAUUAAUUAGCUACAAAAUCCAUGUAGUUUCGAAUAAUUUUACUAAUGCAUGCAGAGAAUGAACUAAGUAUAUGACAUCAGAAUGGGGUCUAGCUAGAUUGCCUUUAAGUUCUAACCUUACAUCACUAAUUAUAUGUCAAGUUGUGUCGACUGAGAAAUUCCUCUUUGCUAGUCUGUAUCAUGUGAUUUUGUUAUAUCCAGUUUCUUUUUGGGUUUUUUUAUAUAUGUUAAAUUUUGUAGAGUUCCUAUUAGAGAAUUCUAAUCCUGCUAUCACAGUCCUUAUUGCAUUAAUAGUGUUUUUUCACAUAUAAAGAAUGAUAGGUCGAUGUAUUUUUGUGGUCAUAAUAUAACUGUCUUACAAUUUUGGAGCUGUAUUUGCGUUGAUUACUUGUCUCUCUGUUGGAUCAUACAUAGUUUUCACACUGGCUGUGACGCAGAGGAGAACCAAGUUUUGGAAAAGUGAUCAACAAAGCUGAUAAUUAUGCUAGCACAAGAGCUAUUGAUUCUCUUAUAAAAUACGGAACUGUUAAGUAUCCAACCUUGGAAUUGAAUUUAAUGAAGUAUUCCAGGUUUGUUUUCAGGCUGUUGCUGGGCUUGCAGCUGAUGGGAGGAAAAUUGUUGCCCGCACAAAAUCUGAAGCAAAAAGCUUUGAGAGGAUCAUGCAGUCAUCUAGAACCGAGCUCUUGUCAGCCAAAAUUGUAUCUCCUGAAGAAAAUUAUCAACAAGGAGGAGUUUGUAACACUGAGAACAAUAUCAAUGCAAGUUGCUAACCCAUACCUGCUAUCCAACUAAUUAUAUAAUCUGCUACAUUCGUUCUAAGCUAGAUACCUAUAGCUGCGUGAACUUUCUCUAGUCGUUUAAUGUGUUUUGGUAAUAAUGAACAAAAAAACUCUUUGUAAAAAUCGCUUGACAUUGAUCUGCAUCUUCUCAGCUGUAAAUUAGUAUGUGUAUAUAUUUUUGAAAAUUACGUUUGGUUUUUAAACAAAA
Molecule: messenger RNA, 1447 nt
Organism: Capsella rubella
Lineage: Eukaryota; Viridiplantae; Streptophyta; Magnoliopsida; Brassicales; Brassicaceae
Product: LYR motif-containing protein 4
Exons: 4
Coding region: 129-410 (93 amino acids)
Biological process (GO): iron-sulfur cluster assembly
Source: RefSeq, a predicted model, not a curated record